CGCAAUGAGGAACAGCGCAAACUCAGAACCUCGAACAGGGAAGUGAGAGAAUACUAUGUCGGCACAGCGAUAAAGUGGCUAAGUUUUCACUUUUUACAAAAUGGCUAUGGAAUCAUGGAGGUUAUGUGCGAGAUGGCUGGUGGAAUGUGGCGUUUUGCCAUUCGAUCACAGGAUUAUGAAUCAAGAUGCCGAAGUUUUCGAUCUAGGACAGACUCUUCGGGACGGUGUUAUCCUGUGUCAUUUGCUCAACCACAUAAAACCGGGCUCCAUCGACACUUUAGAACUCUCGAACAUACGUUCACAAACUUCACAGUUCUUGUGUAUGAAAAACAUCCGAACAUUCCUGCGAGCCUGUUCUAGGGUAUUCAAGAUACGAGAAGCGGACUUCUUUGAUCCAGCAUGGCUCUUCCAGAUGUCAAACUUUGGAUCGCUCAUCGAUCUGCUCUCCAAACUCUCACAAGCAGACGAUGCCAUCCGCAUGGGAGCUCAACCCUUCAAGACGGAGCAAGAGGACAUUUAUGGAGGGCUGGAGGAUCUGGCCGACGAGCAUGAUUUAGCAAACGAGGGCGACAUUUACGACACGGUGGACGAAGAUGAAGGGGACAAGAUUUACGACGAUCUGGUCAAUAUUCGGCGAGAGCUCACCAGCCACAGGACUCAGCAGCGCCAGAGCGAGCCUAAAACAGCAAAGCGUGAUUUUUGUCGGACAGAGAUAGUCGAGACAGAAGGGAAAUACGUGGAAGCUUUGUCCAUGCUUUGUGAGCAAUUCAUCAAACCACUGAAGAAGAUCUUAGACAGGUCAGAUAUUGACAAGAUUUUCCUGAAUAUUGAGGAACUUCUGAGGCGGCACCGAGGGUUCCUAAGAGACCUUGAAGAUGCCUUCCGCAGGCCCACUCCGACCAUGGCCCAUGCCUUCAAGAAACACAAGCCAGACUUCCUCAUCUAUGGCUUCUACUGUGCACACAUGCUCGGUGCUCAGAACCACAUAGAGAAGGUCAGCAACAACCCACAAAUCAGAGCAAAGAUUGAGGAGUUUGAGAGGAAAGCGAAUGACAGGAAAUUCCGGUUGCGUGAUCUUCUGAGUGUUCCCAUGCAAAGAAUACUCAAGUACCAUCUUCUGUUAAAGGAAUUGGUGAAGAGUACAGACAAGCAACAUACAGAGAGGAAGGAGUUGGAUGAAGCGCUGGAUGAGAUGCAGGAUGUUUCCAUGUUUGUGAAUGAGGUGAAGAGGGACCAUGAGCUGAUGCAGACCAAUGACUCAAUCCAAGCAAGUUUGGUCAGCUACAGAGGGGAGAGUCUGAAUUCGUACGGACGUAACCAGAAAGAUGGAGAGUUGAAGAUCAGAGUCACUGGAGCAAAGAAGAAUGCCGCACAAACAAGAUACUGCUUCUUGUUUGACAAGGUCCUUCUGGUCUGUAAAAGUGGUGGAAGGCUAAACGUGGAGAAGCUAUGGGGCCAGGAGAGCCAUGAGUACAACGACACCAUUGACCUAACCCAGUACAAUGUGGAGAAUAACUUACCAAGUGGCAGAAGUGGACGGUGGAACUUCUGCUUUCAUCUGACGGCAAAAGACAAGACUGGCUCCAGGAGCAACAUUGAGGUGUACUGUAAAACUGAAGAGAUGAUGCUGAGAUGGGUGGAAGGAAUUCGCCUUGCCCAGGACAACAUCCUUCCAAGGACCACCAAGGGACACACAGUAGAAUACACAUCCUUCAAGGAGUCUACAACGUGCGAUUCAUGCUCAAAACUUCUCAGAGGCCUGUUCUUCCAAGGGUACAAGUGCACGACGUGCGGUAUCUCGGUACACAAAGAGUGCAUCAGUUCCAACCACACCUCCUACUGCAAGGACCAGUCAGGCGGCAAAUCCAACGCGCCCUCAAUGUUCACCGGCCAACAGCUCAGGGUCUCCAGGUCCUACAAGGGUGCGCCGAUGCCUCCCAACGGGGAACAGCCUCUUAUCGUGUCGGGCGGAUCGCAGGUGGUCGUGCUGGAGAACAUCGGCAGUGACUGGAAGCGAGUCAAGAUGCUGAGCCCGCCAAACCAAAUUGGGAUUGUACCAUCAGUUUACCUGAUGGAGAAUUAUGAGCCAGUUGAUAUUUCUCCCCCUCAAGGAUUUCGACAACAACCGCCAACGCAAACACCAAAAGCACCCGAAGUAUCAGACUUAUUUCAAUACCCUUGGUUUAUUGGGGAGAUGGAGAGAGAUAAAGCCAAUGACCUGCUCAUAACUAAGCCUGGAUGUUUCUUACUCAGGAAGAGUAAGAGAGGAUAUGCUGUCAGCUUGGAACAUGAAGGCAAUAUCAAGCAUAUGAAGGUGGUGAUGGAGAACAAUCAAUUUGGACUAGCAGAACAAACAACCUUCUCUUCAUUACAAGAAAUGAUCAACCACUACGGUACAAACAGCCUUGUGAGCGUGUUCCGAGGGCUGAAUGCGUAUCUACGGAAGCCAUACAGAGGAGGAACCAUGCCCUUAACGGAGAAUGGAGCUGGUCCCAACCCUGAAGCCGAACCUCCAACUUCUUUAGGAGCUGGUUCCAACUCUCAAGCGAUACUUACAGGUGGGAGGAACAAACGUUACAACGUGACCGGGCAGGCCAAGGCCAUGUAUGACUUCAGUGCGAGGGAUACGAGAGAGCUGACGUUGAGGGAGAACGAGAUGGUGGCCAUCAUCAGCAAGGCAGGAGGACAUAGAGGGUGGUGGAAAGGAUGCAUAGGCGACAGGGUUGGCUAUUUCCCUUCGACGUAUGUUGAAGAAAUCGACGUGCCGUCCUGAUGCAACACGAGACUUUCACCACGAUAACAUCCCAGAUGGAAUCGCGACUUGCGUUAUGAUUAUUGUAUGUACUGUUUCACAGAGCCUUUAUCCUUCUAUACAUACAUGUGUGAUAAAUGAAAAAAA
Strongylocentrotus purpuratus (purple sea urchin) is the source of this 2899-nucleotide messenger RNA. RefSeq names its product guanine nucleotide exchange factor VAV2. Gene Ontology annotation, cellular component: cytoplasm. The coding region runs from base 101 to 2773 and encodes 890 amino acids. Lineage: Eukaryota; Metazoa; Echinodermata; Echinoidea; Camarodonta; Strongylocentrotidae. Gene Ontology annotation, molecular function: protein binding; guanyl-nucleotide exchange factor activity. The record is from RefSeq and is a predicted model, not a curated record. Gene Ontology annotation, biological process: intracellular signal transduction; cell migration; regulation of GTPase activity. The transcript has 26 exons.